Messenger RNA from Sabethes cyaneus, 1638 nucleotides. Its product is annotated as sodium/potassium/calcium exchanger 3-like. Gene Ontology annotation, cellular component: membrane. Bases 1 to 1638 code for a protein of 545 amino acids. The transcript has 8 exons. Gene Ontology annotation, molecular function: calcium, potassium:sodium antiporter activity; calcium channel activity. Gene Ontology annotation, biological process: calcium ion transmembrane transport; intracellular calcium ion homeostasis. NCBI's taxonomy places the organism in Eukaryota, Metazoa, Arthropoda, Insecta, Diptera, Culicidae. The record is from RefSeq and is a predicted model, not a curated record.
AUGGUAAAACCUGGGACGUUUAGUGGAAUCAAAAAUCGAAGAAUAAAAAUUGCAUUGGUGCUAAGAGUGUUGUUUGUGUUGAGCUUUGUGGUUAUUUUGUUCAUCAACUCGUUGUUUGCUCCUUCUAACGAGAAUGACGUAGUCCAAAGGCCACGCCCUCGUCGCCACUUGCUGCAGAUUCUACAGGGUCAGGUGGAAGUAUUCGAGGCUAUUGACAACGGGGUUAUAGUAGACCCAACUCCGGAGACAAUCACAGAGUUUGUAGACACUAGCGAGCCACAGUGGUUUCCAGGACGCAAUUGUACACCAGCAGCAAUUUUUGAGUUUCCAUCGGAUGGAUUCACUCGCGAGGAUCGUCGACACGGUUGGAUUCUGGUGCAUUUACUAAUUGCGUGCUAUUGCUUUUGGCUGCUGGCUAUUGUCUGCGAUGAUUACUUUGUGCCAGCGAUUGAGUUGAUGUGUAAAAAGCUACAGGUAAAGGAAGAUGUUGCUGGGGCCACCUUCAUGGCUGCGGCCUCAUCCAGCCCUGAGUUGUUCAUCAAUUGUGUUGGAACUUUUGUAACGAAAGGCGACAUUGGAGUGGGAGCCGUGGUGGGCUCAGCUGUGUUCAAUAUUUUGGCAGUGCCGGCAGUUUGUGGAUUAUUUGGUGGACAGGUGGUACAGCUAAGAUGGUGGCCUGUGACACGCGAUUCUAUGAUGUACGGUAUAGCCGUUAUCGGUCUGAUCACGGUACUAUCGGAUGGAAAGGUCAUGUGGUACGAAGCAUUAAUACUGGUUUCCGCGUACAUCUUCUACAUUACAGCAAUGUACUGCAAUGAUUCCAUCAGUCGGUUUAUGUCACGAACAUGUCGUCGGAAGUCUUGCGUCCGACCGUACACGGAAGUAACUGAGAUAUCUCCUUUACUGUCGAAUGGACAGACUGGGGCAAAUGGAGUUGUUAAAAAUGGUCACGCACCGCAAUCUUCUGAUAGCGCAGCCAGUGACGACAGCUUUGAAGAUUUCGAACUAGCAUCAACUCCGUGGGAUCGACGGGAGGAAAAUACGCUGGCAUACAUCUGCCGUUGGCCAAUUACGUUUUUCCUGUGGGUGACCAUUCCGGACUGCCGUCGGUAUCCGAAGCUUCGAAUACUAACGUUCUUCGCGUGCAUCUUUUGGAUCGGUAUUACGUCCUACUUUGUAGCGUUCUUAAUCACCGUUGUAGGUGACACCAUCGAUAUACCAGACUCUGUGAUGGGUCUCACGUUCCUAGCGGCCGGUACCAGCGUUCCGGAAGCGGUGUCCAGUAUUAUCGUUACUAACCAAGGCCACGGGGAAAUGGGCAUCAGCAAUUCGAUCGGGUCCAACACCUUCGAUAUACUGCUUUGUUUGGGACUUCCGUGGUUGAUUAAGUCGCUUGCCUUUCCCGCGAUUCCCGGAAACCAAUGGGUUGCCCUGAACUCGACUGGUUUGACAUACUCAGCGAUAUCACUGUUAUCAACCUUGUGUGGGCUUUAUAUCGCCUUCUGGUUCAACCGAUUCAAACUAGAUUGGAAAGUUGGGCUCACGUGUCUGACGAUGUAUAUCGCCUUCCUAACGGUAUCCAGUUUAAUCGAGCUUAACGUAUUCUUUCAAGUCAAUCUUCCAACCUGUAUUCAUUGA